GGAAAACAAAACUAAAAACAACAAUAACUACAAGCAAUAUUUAUAAAUAUAAUAUUGGUGUUGCUGUAACGCCAAAAAAAAAAAAAAAACUGAGUGCAACGUUGUGUGACGCCGUUGAGCCAUAGUUGGCAGGUGGUGAGAGGAGUGUGAGGCAGGCAAAAUUAAUUGCAAUUCGCCGACAAGAUUUGUGCAAUAAUUGUGGUUUUUCUACGUGUGUGUGUGUGUGUGUAUACAUGUGUUUCUGCUGGUUGCAGCGUGUCGACCAAUUUGUAAUGCAAAUGCCGCUAAAUUGCAAAUGCAUUGACUAAAAGUGUUUUACAACAACAGCGGUAGCAACAACAAAACAGGCGUAAAAUUAAAACAAAUUGCAUUAUUAUCUAAUACAAACUCAUACGCUCGUCCGCAUCGUGUUCAGUCGUCUACAGCGCAUUGGUCAAAGUCAGAAGUAUUAAAGCCUCUCCACAGCCUAGUGUCACAGUGUUUGCGACUUAAUUAACCGUUAAUUGAAUUACAAACUCAAAUUAAAUAAAUACAUACGUUUUUGUUUUCACAAACUAGAAAAAUUACAUCAGCGUCGGAAAAUUACAUAAAAGGAAACAGAUUUUAUUAGAAACGCCGUGCACGCGUUCAGCGCUGCCAUAUCUACCAUAUUUUGGUAGUACAAAAGAAAAAAAAAUAAAGAAAAUAUAAAUAAAUUUCGUACUGCAAUUGGGUGUUACGAAAAUAAUACAUAAAAACAACAACAAUUAAAACAAAACAGUUGCAUGUGUCUUUGAAAUUGCACGACAAAAUGUUGAAAAUAUUCAAGAGCAAGAAAGACAAGUUGCCAAAAUCGGAAAUCAUCACUUGUGAACCGCAGGUGACCAAAGAGCCGCGCACCAAAUGCGGCAAACCGUUGGUGUUGGACAACACACGAUGGGAGAGAAGACUACACAAAGAGUUGAUGUCACUGAUAAAGGAACCGCCACCGGGUGUUACCGUCGAUACCGAAAGUAUAGGACAAAACUUAUCAGAAUGGAAAAUAAAUAUUGCCGGUUUCGAGGGUACCCUGUAUGAGGGUGAAAACUUUCAGUUACUCUUCAAAUUCAACAAUAAAUAUCCCUUCGAUUCGCCAGAGGUGACGUUUAUUGGCAAUAAUAUACCUGUGCAUCCGCACGUCUACUCUAAUGGACAUAUCUGCCUUUCCAUAUUGACAGAAGAUUGGUCGCCGGCGCUAUCAGUACAAUCUGUCUGUUUGAGCAUAGCAUCGAUGCUUAGUAGUUGCCGUGAAAAGAAGCGUCCACCAGAUAAUACACUAUACGUAAAAACCUGCAAUAAGAAUCCGAAAAAGACCAAAUGGUGGUAUCAUGACGAUUCGGUCUAGUGGACGUUGAAUACCGCUACCGAUCGGUACACAAAUAAGCUGUUCGCUGCACUGACUAACUCAUUGCUGGUACUUAGAAUGGAACUACAACAACAAAUUACGCAAAUAUACACUGAGAGUAAAUUGUCUGUGAAAAAAAUACGACGACGUGUAAAACUCAAACGUAAACGCGCAUCAACAAACACACACACACCCGCAUACAUAACUAAACAACUGUAAAUUGCAAAACAAACAACCAACAAUAAAAACAAAAAUACAACUUAAAGCCAACAAAUCAUCAUAAUAAAACAACAAACACAAAUAACAAUAUCAAUAAUAUAUAACGGAGAGUGCGUUUGAGCAGAGAGAGCAGCCUGUGAAUGUGAUUUUGCGCAGGCGUAUGCGUGUGUGAAAAAAAGAAAUAUCGUAUUUUAAAUUUACAUAAACAUACAUACAUACAUACAUUUAUAUAUUUUAAUUAUUACAUACAUUUUACUUUAAAACUUAGCGCGCCAACAACAAGAA
Zeugodacus cucurbitae (melon fly) is the source of this 1867-nucleotide messenger RNA. RefSeq names its product ubiquitin-conjugating enzyme E2 W. The record is from RefSeq and is a predicted model, not a curated record. Bases 791 to 1363 code for a protein of 190 amino acids. The transcript has 5 exons. Lineage: Eukaryota; Metazoa; Arthropoda; Insecta; Diptera; Tephritidae.